Molecule: messenger RNA, 1797 nt
Organism: Betta splendens (Siamese fighting fish)
Lineage: Eukaryota; Metazoa; Chordata; Actinopteri; Anabantiformes; Osphronemidae
Product: B-cell linker protein
Exons: 19
Coding region: 233-1372 (379 amino acids)
Biological process (GO): cell surface receptor protein tyrosine kinase signaling pathway; intracellular signal transduction
Source: RefSeq, a predicted model, not a curated record
AGCGUCAGCAGUCUGCAGUAGGGAAAUGUGAGCCGUUCGGUGGCUGCAGCUGGAGGCGGACGGUGGAGCAGGUGAGUCUGCCCGUCGGACACUGGCAGGAAAUGCAAAUGAGGCCUGUUAGAGACGCGCUUCACAUUCUCUCUCGCACUCAACCUCUGAGGCCAUUUGCAUCCAAGGAGCCGAAACAAAAACAUUUCCUCAUGAGCUCAGCUGCAACGCUCGACCCCGAAUCAUGACAAUGAGUUUUUUCGGAAAACUGAAGAGCCUACACAACGGACCCCCCCCUCCCCCCAGAAGGACAGAUAAUACAAACUUCAGCUGGCCACAAGAAGAGUUUGAGGAGGAUGAGGAGAGCGACAUGUACGAAGCGCCUCCCUGCGAACGCCGGGUUGACAAAGUCCCACCGAGACAAGUGGAGGAGGACGUUUAUCUGGAGAGGACGUCGGGCCCGUCCGUUCCUCAGAGACAGGCGGCUCCGCCUCCGCGGCUGGCGAAAGCCUCGAAACCUCCACCACGUGGCGACGAGUCCCAUGAACCAAACACCAAGAAGCCACCAGAGAUAAACCGAACCGAGAAGCCUGGGAAGAAGAUGGCGAUGCCUCCUCCUCCGGCCCGGUCGGAGCCCGGCCCGCCUCCUCCAGACAGCUCAGAGGAAGACGUGUAUCUGGAUCCAAACCAAGAACCGGAGGACAGCGACGACGUGUAUUUGGAGCCGACAGCAGCCUGCUCUCCUCCCCCACGCGCGCCAGUGAGGAUGCCUCCCUCUCCCAAGACGCCGUUCGUGCCGUCUCCCGUGCCCAUGAUGAAACCUCCCGUCCCGAGAGCUAAGUCUAAUUUAGUCCUGCCCAUGAACGAGGUGAUAAAAGAGGUCGGGAGACGCAGCACAUUUCCCAGUCUCCCUCUACCAGGCCCCAACAUCAAGCCCCUGAAGGAAGCUAAGUACAGCGCCUCAAAUCCUCCUGUGGCAGACACCAAGCCUGCGGGCCCUUCCACUGGUCUGAGGUCAACCAAACAGUCUGGCAACGAGGACAAAGAGUGGUUUGCCGGCGACUGCAACAGGAAGACGGCCGAGGACCUCCUGACGAGGGUCAACAAGGACGGCGCUUUCCUGGUGCGACGCAGCUCGGCGCAGACGGGCCGCCAGCCGUUCACGCUGGCCGUGCUGUACCAGCAGAAGGUCUACAACAUCCCCGUGCGCUUCCUGGAGGAGGCGCAGGUCUACGCGCUGGGGAAGGAGGGCAAGAAGAACGAGGAGAUUUUCCCCAGUCUGGAUGAGAUGAUUCUCUACCACAGCAACAACCAGCUGCUCCUGAUCGACAGCAAGAGUCAGGCCAAGCACUCGGCGUAUUUAACCCACGCCGUGCGCCCCUGAGCUGGAGCGCGCUCGCAGCACGCGUGCGGCGUCGGGAGCCGCCGGCGCCUUCUGGUCGUCCGCCCGCUGCUUUGUGCCACGUCACCGUGCGGGCGACGCACAAUGAGCCGCUCGAGUGCAAGUGGAAACUGUGUCACCGUCGCGUCUGGAGGUUUCCUCUUUUGGAGAAGAGACACAGUCCUGAUCAGAUCACUACUCACUGGCCUUGCAUCAUUUCUGCUGUGUCCUUGUGCUUUACAUACUAACCAUUCAGAUAAAUGUCUGCGAAUCAUGACUUUAGAGACUGGGCGUGUGCUGUGUCUGUUUUCUCCGUUUAGAAUAUGUUUAUUCUAGUUGUGCUAUUGUGGAGUGUAGAUUCAGUCCAAAUAAUCUGCUUCAUAUUGUUAUUAAUGCAUGUAACUAUUAAACCUCCUACUGACCAGUAA